UCUAUAGUUAUACCAAUUAAGUACCGGUAGAUCUCCUGAAUCUAGAUCUAGAGAAAAAAAUCUAGAUCUAAAUCUAGAUCUCUAGAUCUAGACUAGGCCUGUGCAAUAUCAUAGAGUCUAGAUCAACGAGGCUCUAGAGAUGUAACCUACACUUCUUCAAAAGAACGGCAAUAUUUAACAAUAGGUCUACUGUUAGUGUGAAUAGAUAAUUUGAUAUGCAGGCCUAACUGAAAAGUAUACAAAGUAAAAUUUCUAACUGAUGCAAAAUUUUAUAAAUCAUGUUUGAAUGAACAGUAGAAGAGGAAAAUAAGGAAAAAAAAGUUGAGCGACCACCUUGGGGAAAUGAAAGCGAAUAAGUUGUGUGCUACACCCCAGCCAGAAGCUGUAAAAGAGAAGAAAGUUAAAACUGCCCAUCAAGACCUCAACAAAAAGGAUCAAAACUCACAGGAAGAUGAAGCAACUGAUUUAGUGGGGGCAUGUUCACCAACUAUCACAAAAAAACAUACAAAACACAAGAAAAACAAGAGUAUUGAAGAAGAUGAAGCAACUGAUUUAGUGGGGGCAUGUUCACCAACUAUCACAAAAAAACAUAAAAAACACAAGAAAAACAAGAGUAUUGAAGAAGAUGAAGCAACUGAUUUAGUGGGGGCAUGUUCACCAACUAUCACAAAAAAACAUACAAAACACAAGAAAAACAAGAGUAUUGAAGAAGAUGAAGCAACUGAUUUAGUGGGGGCAUGUUCACCAACUAUCACAAAAAAACAUAAAAAACACAAGAAAAACAAGAGUAUUGAAGAAGAUGAAGCAACUGAUUUAGUGGGGGCAUGUUCACCAACUAUCACAAAAAAACAUAAAAAACACAAGAAAAACAAGAGUAUUGAAGAAGAUGAAGCAACUGAUUUAGUGGGGGCAUGUUCACCAACUAUCACAAAAAAACAUAAAAAACACAAGAAAAACAAGAGUAUUGAAGAAGAUGAAGCAACUGAUUUAGUGGGGGCAAGUUCACCAACUAUCACAAAAAAACAUAAAAAACACAAGAAAAACAAAGUGUCUAUGCAAAGUGCCUAUGAUGCCUUAGGUGUAGCAGAAGCACGGCCAUCGGUUGCAAGUUUGUUAGAGAAUGAAACAUCAGAACCUCAAAAACACAAGACAAAAAGGUCUAAAGCUGAACGUUUGCUAGAGAAUGAAACAUCAGAACCUCUAGAGAAAAAAGUGAAACUCUGUCAUGACUCAGGCCAAAAAGCAGUAGAUAAACCUGUUGUUACGACAACAGGACAUGGCAUCUUUCAAGGUCAAUGGCAAGGUCAGUUGUUUGAAAAUAAUGAGAGACAAAACAAGUUUUUAAGACUUUUAGGUGGUAUGAAAGGUGCGGGGGCAGGUGAGGAGAAGAAGAAAGGGCUGUUUGGGUCCCUGGGCUCCAGUGCCCUGACUCUGGAGAAAGCUGCAGACCUGAACUCAAGGCUUGAGGACCAGUACAACAAAGCUCUUCACUUCAAACUGACAGGGAAAAAGGGCUCCGGCUUUGGAUUCACCCCUGACCCAGCAGAGGGCAAGAAGUUCCACAUAGAUGUGAACAAGACCAAUUCUGUACAGUUUGAUGAUUGAAUAAAAUGCUAAUCUACUUCAAA
Messenger RNA from Physella acuta, 1628 nucleotides. RefSeq names its product lysine-rich nucleolar protein 1. The record is from RefSeq and is a predicted model, not a curated record. NCBI's taxonomy places the organism in Eukaryota, Metazoa, Mollusca, Gastropoda, Physidae.